Messenger RNA from Spinacia oleracea (spinach), 903 nucleotides. RefSeq lists its product as uncharacterized. The record is from RefSeq and is a predicted model, not a curated record. The transcript has a single exon. Lineage: Eukaryota; Viridiplantae; Streptophyta; Magnoliopsida; Caryophyllales; Amaranthaceae. The coding region runs from base 1 to 903 and encodes 300 amino acids.
AUGAUUGAGACCCAACUAGCACAACUAGCUAGCACCAUCAAAGAACAACAAGUGCAUACUAGUCUCCCACCCCAAGGUCAAGCACCUAAACCAUUGUAUUCGGUUGUGACUAGGGGUGAGAUGAUUCUAGAUGAUGGUGCUAAGCUAGUUGAUGCAUCUUGCUCUAGGGGUGAGGAUUCUACGGGGAAUGAGUCUCCGGACUGUGAUAAGGCGGAAGAGAAGUCUCAUGUCGACAAUGUGAGAGAUGGUGUUAAGUCGAAGGAGACUACUCUUCCUCCUCUCCCAAUUCCUCCUCCCCCCUACCCUCAAAGAUUUGCCGGAAAAAAGCUAGAUGAUCAAUUUCACAAGUUUUGGGAAACCAUUAGCAAGCUAUAUGUGUCAUUGUCUUUCACCGAGGCGCUUAAGAAAAUGCCACAUUAUUCUUGGUUCAUGAGAGACAUUUUGAGCGGCAAAAGGACUUGUGGCACCAAUGAAACCGUGCACCUAACGGAGCAUUGUAGUGCUUUGAUUUUGAGCCCUUUCUCCCCAAAGCUCAAGGAUCCCGGGAGCUUCUCGAUUCCUUGUAGCAUCCAAGAGCUUAAGUUUGACAACGUUCUAUAUGAUUUGGGGGCGAGUGUAAGUAUUUUUCCGUACAAAAUUUAUGAGAAACUUAGUCUUGGCGAUCUUACCCAUACCCCUAUGUCCUUGCAAUUAGCCGAUCGCUCGGUUAUGUUUCCAUUGGGUAGGGUUGAUGAUGUUCCCCUAGUGAUAGGGAAGUUGACUUUCCUUGUUGACUUCAUUGUUUUGGACAUCGAUGAGGACGCGCAUACCCCUAUCAUCUUAGGGAGGCCAUUCGGUGCUCUCAUCGAUGUUCAAGGUGACCUCAUCACUUUUAAAGCGGGAGACGCUAAGGCUAGUUUCUAG